UCCGUGUAAUUAAUUGCACAUUACGACUGAAUUUAUAAGGAUAUUUAAUUCUGAAUAAUUAACGAUUUUUUUUUGUGAGAUUAUGUGAUUUUAAAGGUAUUUCUAAAAUAGAAGAAUGUUGAUUCGCUACACUAUCCAUUUGAAUAGUUAUUUACAUCCGUAGCGGAACAUGUAUCAGAAUUUUUUAUGAUCAUGUAGAUUCGCACUCAAUUUCGUUCGACCCGAUAAAAAACAACAACAAAAAGUUAACGAUAAGUAAUAGCCAAAACUUAAUUCAGUUAUCAUGUUCAGUAAAGUUGACAGUCAUCAGAAAGACAGCUUCCUUGAACAAACUAAGGCUCAGAGAGAAGAGAGGGCUCUAGAGAAGCAAAGAGAAAAAUCUGCUCUUAAAAUUCAGAGUGUGUAUCGAGGAUAUAAAUCCAGACGCAGUUUGAAUCUUGUCAUAAGAAAGGAAAUUGAAGAUUUGAUAAAUAAACCGGCUACAGAUGAUGGUGAAUACACACCUAAUUUCAAACCAGCACUGGAGGUGUACAAGUUUAUCAGAGGAUUCCUGUUUACAUACUCUGAUGGCGCUGAUAGCCAUUAUCUGGAGUUGUUAUGUAGGUAUUUGCUGGCCACCAUGGAUUCAGAUGAUCUGAAGAUAUCCUAUGUGUCAGUGUCAUUGUUAAAGCAGUUUGUGUUAUCAUGGAUACAACAGGUGAAGGACAUACUCUGGAAGUGUGUCCUAUGCUUGAAACAGAUAAAGCCAGAGAACCAUGUGGAUGUGAAGAUAAUGAUGGUGUACCUUAGAAUGUUAAUAACAUUUACACAUACAGCCACAUGGAAAAUUAUUAAAGGAAAAGGUGAGGGUCUUACUGCUGGAAUGAAUCAACUAUGCAACAACAUUAUGGGACACCUAAAUAAUAAAGGCCUUUACCCAGCUUUACAGAUACUGCUAGUAAGAGGUCUAGCAAGAAGUAAACCAGCCUUUACAAAAACAUCCUUAACAGCUGUUCUUACUAUAUCACUCAGACCAUUAUUAGCAGCAAAUUUCUCAGACAAUCUGUUAACACUGUUUGUAUUAAACAUCUUGUCAGUACCAGCGUUAGUGCAUCACCUGUCUACAACAGCUCCUGAUUGCCUGACCCACCUGAUAACAAACAGGGUGUUCAAGAGAUCCUUGGAUUUAUUGACAAAUGAACAGAGUACUAGGAUAAUAUUCAAUUCACUAGAGGGAAACUAUGCACUGUGUUUGCUGGCAAACCUGAUACAGCUUGGUUACUCGGAGUUAGAAGGCUUGGUGGAAAAUACAAACAGUUUUAUGACUGUGACAAUACGAUUGCUGGACAAAUGUAAAAACUAUGUACAAAAUAAGAGAUCCAAUCUAACACACUGGCAUCCUGUACUGGGAUGGUUUUCUCAGAAAACUGACCAAGGAUUACAUGAAGCUAUGCCAUUUGUUGUAAAGCAGUUACAGAUACUAUGGUGUAGUAAGAUGGUACGAUUGUUGUUUCUAGAACUUAUAGAUUAUGUGGACUAUGCCAAAGAGAUAGACACACAAAAAGCUGCAUCCAAAGAUAAAGGACUUUUUAAGAAGGCAUUAGAUAAAGCAUCCUCCAAAAAUGCUGUCUCAAAAAUCAAACUUGGCAGCACUAUAGCCCAGUCAACCUGCUUACCAUGUGCCUUGUACCAGUGUGCCAUGAACACCCUGUCUCAACUUAGACUUGAUAUAGUCAGUGGGUUAAGUUAUAAUGAGAUCUUACUGCCCAUCUUGUGGAGGUUUUUAUGUGAUAUGGGACCUAACUGUGGACUCAAGGUGUUCCUGGAUUUACUACAACAGACUCCAGAGAGUACCAUACACCCAGUGUUUAGUCUACUUACACUGUUCUGUGAGGCAGCAUCAAACUAUAUAUGCACAUUGGAUCACAUAGAGAUGUUUGAGCAUCAGAAAUUAUUUAAAGUAGAAGACUACAUAAAGAUGAGUGAAUUCCUUAACCUGUUUGUCUUUAGAGUUGUCUGGGGUGGACUUAUGUCAAUCAGCACGGCAAGUAGUAGCGAUGUAUUUACGUCAGCCCGAGGGUUGUUGAUGAUACUGUACGAGAGUGACAGCCGCAGGAACUAUGCUCCCAAAGACCACUGGCUUAUAAAAGAUGUAAAGCCUAGCAGUUUCCUUAGCGAGUUAGAUAAAGGGAGAAAACUGGCUCAGUUUAUCCUGCAGAAAAUUCCACACAUCAUUCCAUUUGGAGAGAGAGUUAAGAUAUUCAGGAAGAGUGUUCAGAAGGAGAGAGAAGUGUUAGGUUUGUGUGAAUCUGUCAGUGCCACACCACAGUCCACCUUGAUUACAGUACAUAGAAGCCGGAUAGUAGAGGAUGGUUACAGGCAGCUUGCCCAGGUUCCUCCUCGAGCUAUUAAAGGGGUAAUCAGGGUAAGGUUUAUCAAUGAACAGGGACUGGACGAGGCCGGUAUAGAUCAGGACGGUGUAUUUAAAGAAUUCCUUGAGGAAACUAUAACAAAAGUGUUUGAUCCAUCCUUGAACCUGUUUAAGGUGACGAGUGAGCAGAAACUGUAUCCAUCUUCUACCUCCUACAUACAGGAAAACCAUCUCUUCUUGUUUGAGUUUGUCGGUAAAAUGCUUGCCAAGGCUGUUUAUGAGGGCAUCAUCGUGGAGGUCCCAUUUGCUCCAUUCUUCUUGACUCAGAUUCUGGGUCACAGUUUUAGUUCAACGUACAGCUCUCUUGAUGAAUUACCGUCCCUGGAUCCAGAUCUUGCCAAGAAUCUGACAUAUAUCAAGCAUUUUGAUGAUGAUGUGAGUGACCUUGACCUUACAUUCUGUUAUGAUGAAGAUAUUAUGGGGAGACUAGAGACUCAUGAGCUGGUACCUGGCGGGAAAGCUGUAGCUGUAACCAACGACAACAGGAUACGUUACGUACACUUGAUGGCACAUUUCCGUAUGUACAGACAGAUCAGGGAUCAGACGCUAGCGUUUAUCAAGGGAUUUAAAUCUGUCGUGAAUUCUGAUUGGUUAAGUAUGUUCUCGUCACCGGAGUUACAGAAACUGAUCUCUGGAGAUACAGCGGAUAUGGAUACCAGUGACCUCAGGAAACAUACACAGUACUAUGGAGGUUACCAUAAUAACCAUAAAGUGAUUAACUGGCUGUGGGACAUACUAGAGAAAGAUUUUAAUCAAGCAGACAGGGCAGCUUUCCUCAAGUUUGUAACAAGUUGUUCAAAGGCUCCACUGUUAGGGUUUGCCCAUCUUGAGCCGCCAUUUUCUAUAAGAUGUGUAGAAGUCAGUGAUGAUCAGGACACCGGGGAUACUGUUGGCAGUGUUCUUAAGGGAUUCUUCAAUAUUAAGAAACGUGAUCCUGUAGGACGCCUCCCAACUUCGUCCACGUGUUUUAAUUUGCUCAAACUUCCGAACUAUCAGAAAAAAGCGACUUUACGCGAGAAACUGAAAUACGCCAUUCAUUCUAACACUGGAUUUGAACUGUCUUGAGGUUUUAUGUGUAGACGUUAUGGUUACGUUGACAUCGAUGCACGGAAAGGUUUUGCGGAACAAUAUCUGACAUUUUGAAAAUAAGAAAUAUGUGAUAGAGUUUGUGUUAUAGUUUUGUGCUAUGAAGAUUGGCAUGUUUUGUAUUAUUUAGAGAGUAUAAAAAAC
This is a messenger RNA of Ruditapes philippinarum (Manila clam), 3640 nucleotides long. Its product is annotated as ubiquitin-protein ligase E3B-like. Bases 284 to 3475 code for a protein of 1063 amino acids. Lineage: Eukaryota; Metazoa; Mollusca; Bivalvia; Venerida; Veneridae. Gene Ontology annotation, molecular function: protein binding; ubiquitin protein ligase activity. The transcript is spliced from 28 exons. The record is from RefSeq and is a predicted model, not a curated record. Gene Ontology annotation, biological process: ubiquitin-dependent protein catabolic process; protein polyubiquitination.